UUUGUUAUUUUGUUAACCAUUCUAAAAUGUAGACUGAGCUAGGUUUAACGUUAUCUAAAAGGGAACACUCGAGAUUUGACCUGACAUAUAAUAGAUAGAACGAGACUUUUAUAACUUAGUCUGGGAUAUAACGCUGGUGGACUAUAGUUCAAAUAAUGGCUUGUUGCGGAAAAGGACCCGGCUAUGCCUCACCGAUGGACGCCAUGAAGAAUGGCCCCCGGGAGGAGAUAGUCUACAUCCCAUGUAUUAUACCCCCACAGACCAGAUCCAACAGACCGGAUUAUCUUGUCACCGUCAAUGUUGAUCCCAAAUCCCCAGAUUAUUCAAAGAUAAUACACAGAAUGUACCUACCACAUAUCCAGGACGAGGUUCACCACACCGGAUGGAACGCUUGUUCAAGUUGUCAUGACGACCCGUCAAAAUCACGUAACCGCUUGAUAAUGCCAUGUCUCGGCAGCAGCAGAGUGUACGUUGUAGACGUUGGAUCGGACAAAUACGCUCCAAGAAUACAUCAC
Ruditapes philippinarum (Manila clam) is the source of this 515-nucleotide messenger RNA. RefSeq names its product methanethiol oxidase-like. NCBI's taxonomy places the organism in Eukaryota, Metazoa, Mollusca, Bivalvia, Venerida, Veneridae. The record is from RefSeq and is a predicted model, not a curated record. Gene Ontology annotation, molecular function: selenium binding.